This is a messenger RNA of Caenorhabditis auriculariae, 6965 nucleotides long. Lineage: Eukaryota; Metazoa; Nematoda; Chromadorea; Rhabditida; Rhabditidae. The record is from the annotation of a GenBank genome assembly.
AUGCGUGGUUCAUUUUGCUCAAAUGAAGGUAUUUUUUUGGCUCUUUUCAUCAUAGAAAUUAUCAUAAUUUUUUUCAAGUCUUUUAGUUAGGUUUUUUUUCUCAUUUAAAACAAUACUUUUUUGAGCCCUUUUGGUUUUUUGUUGAAAGCGAGUUAAAAAAAAAAACUAUCGCGGUCCACAUGUCUUUCGUCAAAAAAAGCAUUCAUCCUUUUAUUCGGAAAAAAACGUUUCUAGCAGGCAGCCAAAAAUAAGUUUACGCUUUUUUUGCUAUAAUAAAAAAAUCUCGUAAAUUUGCUGCGAAACAAUAAAAUGUUUUUUUGCAGCAAUACUCUCAAAUGUUAUUUUUUUAAAGCUUUUUAGGGGUUUUUUGCAUUUUUUUUCAAGCCGUAAAAUUCUUUCUUUUUCAAGGAAAUAUCGUACGUAUGUUGUUCUUUUGGAAAAAGAAAAUACUUUCUCAGACCGUUCCGAAACGGAAGAAUCUCAACAAAACGAUGACGACAUGCCUCCGCUUGACAAUCGUCAUCUCAAUUUGAUCCAUGAAGAACUGGAAAAACUGAAUAUCGCUACUGAUAUCAUCAACAAAUUGGAAGUUCUGCUCGAUGGCGCCCGAGCAACUUUUAGGUUGGUAAUAUCUUUGGUUUGACUUUUUUUCUAAAUCAUCAAAAUUAUUUCUUUCAUCCGGUUUCAAAUCUAAAUAAUUUUUAUCUCCGAAAACUCACAUUCUGGGAAUUAUCCCACUGAAUGAUUGUGAGUAUUUCCUUUUUUUUAAAUCUAACGAUAAAAAUGCUUCUUCAGAGAAACGCAAGGAACAUGGUCAGAAAAACUGAAAGAGCUUUCCAAACAAUAUUCUAGUCACAUUGCCAAAGCGAGGCCAUACUACGAGCUACGAUCAGAGGUUUGAAAUUGUUUUUGAUCGGUUUUUUUUAGCUGUUCUUUUCUCAGGAAAGAAAGCUGCGCGAAGAGUCUCAGAAAGCAGCUGAGCGAUUUGAAAGGGCAACUUCUUUACUUGCGGUGGCCAAGCAACAAGUGUCGCUGACGCAGGACAGUCUUUCGCGUCAAUCUACUGUUUUACCCGAGUGCCUAGAAGUAUGUUGAAGAAGAAAUUGUCCAAGAAAAAGUGAACGCGAUUUGAAAAUUUCUCAUGAAAAGUUUGGUUUUGACAGCGUAGGGUCGUUCUUGAUUUUGAAAACUCGUGGAAAAAAUUUGCCUUGUGAACUGUUUUCAAAUGCAGUUUGAAAGAAAAAUUCAGGUUCUCAAUCAUCACAUUCAAAGAGUUAGCGAAGCAGAAGAAGAGCGUAUGGGAGCAGAAGCCCUACAUGCGGCAAAAGCUCACGCCAUGCUUCAGUUGGUCGAGAAGAUUCGCAAAAUUGAAAAAGAGAACCGGUAUGAUGGAUUUAUUUGUAGAAGAUACAUAUCAAAGAUUUCAGAAGCUCAAUUAAAAAAUCGAGAAAAUAUUUUGAAAAAAGGCUGGAGUUCACGCUUAUUCUGGAAUCUCAGAAAGAACAAAUUCUACGUCUUGAAAAAGAGGUAAGAUUGUAUAUGAAUAUUUUGAUUGCCUGUUUCUAGCGAACAAACAUCACGUUUUUCACUUAAUUUUAUCUCACGCCUACUCAAAUUUGCACAGCUGUCGCAAAUAUGGCAUUUCUACAGGUCCGGCAGAAGAAAAACGAUUACACAACAUCGUUGCGAAAUCUGGAGAGGAUAAGUGACCAAAUCCACGAAGAGAGAUCUUUGGAGGGGUCUUCCGAAGACAGCACCACAGAAAGUUCUUCUUCUCCGUCAGUUCCUGGAAAUCCACCUCCUUAUCAACCAACAGCUCCGCCUCCAUACGAAGAUGAAUAUGCAAUCGAAAAAGUUAGUAUUUGGAAUUUUUCUUUAAUAAUCAACUCGAGCGACAGAGAAUUUCAAACAAAAGUUCAUUUCACUUUGGAGUAAAAGUUUUGGAAAGUGAGAUGGGAACCCUUAAAAUUUUUUUUUGGUACAGGAAGGAGUGCUCCGGUCAAUUCUCAGGAAUUUUCUAACCGCAAAUUAAAAUGACUCUUGUUAGCGUUCAAAACUAGAACUGUUAUAAAAAAAAAGUCGACUUCUACAAGAAACUAAUCUCACUUCAAAAAAGUCAUUGAAAACGGAAUGUUGAAAACUUUAAUUGAAAUUUUUGUUGAUGGUAAAAAAAGGUAGAACUCGAGAAAAAAUUAUUUUUGACCCAAUUAUCUCAGAAAAAAUUGUGCGGAGACGUUUCAACAAUCUAUUUGACACAUAAACUUUGUCGAAGACUUUAGAAAUAUUCCAGAAAAAAAAAACUAUUAACGGCUGCUGUAACUGUAAAAAUAACAGAAAGACCAUUACUGAAUGAUUUUUCUUUCCAUUCAACAAUUUUUUUGAUUAAAAAAACUAAAAAGUUUUGAUUCCACUGACUACUGUGACUUUUCUAUCAGUUACCGGAUGACGACUCAAUGGUACUAAGCGUCAUGAAAGAAGACGAUCAAAGCGAAAAAAUGCAAAGAUCUCUUGGUUCUGGUGUCAUUCUCCUUGCGCAGCAGCUGAUCCGAUCUGCAAACGAUCGCUCACCCAACAGCAACAAUUCCAAGUUUGUCCUUUCUUCUCAGACAAAAAAAACGAGUUCAUUGCCGUGUAACAUCGUUUUACUGUUUCUCAAAUGCAAUGGGAAAUUCGGGUCAAGCGGAAUAAAAGACACGGCUGUCCUUGUUUCCAAACUUGGAUUAUGCGGCUUCCUCACAAGAUUUGAUCAUUUUUUCAUUCUUGGCACUCAACUUGUUCAGGCAGUUACCCGAAUUUUUUUGAAAAUAAUAGAAAAUGAUUUCCAUGUUAUUUUUCUUUGAAUAAAGAUUUUUUAGGUUGCAUGCGGUGGAGUCAGAGCCAGACAUAAGUUACCACACGAGACCAAUUGGUUUGGCUGAUUCUCCAGAUAGUCUUUCAGACGUGAGUUUUUAUACAUGGCAACAGCGAAUAAAUAAAAACAGAAUAAUAAAAAAUUACUGUCAGUUUAAUAAUCAAGAAAGCGAAUGACUUACUACGAAAAAACUUAUGAGCACUGAAAAGGCUCCUUUUCCCGUUGAUUUGUUUCAAUUUCGCAGAUCCAUCAGUUUUCACAGAUCAAAAAUCUCAAUAAAAAAAUCUUUUUGCAGGUUUCCUCAGUUGUUUUCACGGACGACGAGUCUCUGCCAGCCAUGUUAAUGAGCCACUCUGACCUCAUUAAGGUAGAGUCCUGAGAGAAACAGAUUCAAAAAUCAGAUUUUUUCAGGAAAUCGAAAAUGCGACUGAUCGCGUGGGUUCAAUUCUUCGAAACAAACGCAGUGUCAGCGACGUUAGGAGUUAGAAGCCGCCGAUCCGUGUUAAUGAGUAGUUUCUGUGACUUUAUCGACAUGUAGUUAGUAGAAAAAUACUCCUCCUACACAACUAAAGAAAUGUGACUGGUUAAGACGUUUUCCUUCAUUCGGUCCUACGUGGUUAGUUCUUGAAUUGGUUGAAUUGGAUAUCAUGGUGUUUAUGAGCUUUUCUCUUUUUCUUCUUUUUCUUAGAAUUCAAGGUUCCAUGUUUUCUUGCUCACUGUUCAUCGAAUCUCUGCAUUGUAUCUUCUUGAGUUUUGCCUUUUUUGCCAGUAAAUUCAAAGUGGGUACUAUUUAUAAUUGUUUUCUGUAUCACAUGUAAAUCGUUCUGUUCUCUGUAUUUUGUUUUUCACUAAACCGCUGCUGUCGGAUUUUUCUUUGUAAGAUAUUGAUGUAAGUUCAACUUAAAUCUUGCGUAUUUUUGCCUAUUCUUGUAUCAAUUCUACUCCUCUCAACUUAAUUGCUCAUAAAAUCUACGAAUUUAAAUUGCACUCUUUGAAAUGUUAAUAAAAAUACGUUCUUUGUGUAUUUCAUAGAGCAAAUCUUGCGAAUGGAAAAACGAAAAAGUGAGUGACUGUUUUUUUAUACAUUCUGUUUUUCGCUUUGGUUUCGGAAAAAAAACAUGUUAAGCUUUUAAAUAAACAAUGAAAAACAAAAAAACAAAAAAAUGCAACAAAAAUCGACUUAGCUCUCGAAAUUAAAAAAAUCCAGGAGAUUCCCGAAGAAAAAUUUUUUUAUUUGAGAAAAAAAAUAACGACAAGAGGAAUAAGAACGAUUGUUUGAGUUUCCGGAGAAUAACAAUAUCCUGGCGGAAAAACAUACGGAAAUCGUUCAAAAAUUAAAGUUUAUACUGAAAAAAAUUAUCAACAGGUAUAUUUUUCGAAGAAGCUCAGUUUUCGCAUGUUUUUAUUUAGGAAAAAUUCAUUAUGGCGAUUGUUGAACCAGAAAAUAUAUGAAAACUAUGAGUUUUAUAUAUUUUUUGCGCAGAUGUAACCUUGAAGCUGUUCAGUGUUUCUCUGAAGGUUCAACUGUACACGUAGUUAGUUUUGAAUUUAAUUUCUAAAUUUUGCAAGUGACCAAGCUAUUAAGCCCUUUUUUAUCAAAGAAAAAAUAUCUUUUGAAAACAGAAAACCCAUUUUCAAAAAAAUUAGUUGGCAGCUGUGAGUAUUCCGCAAGGCACAUUAAUAUUUUUGUUCAUUAUUAUUGCUUAGUUAUAUUCAAUUUGCUGGCACUAGGAAAAAAACUACAUCGCACUCAGAAUGACUUGAAUGUUUGUUUGCUCCAGCUCUCUUUCGCUGUGAAACUGGCAAAAAAUGCGUUCCGAGAGCGACUUGAAAUCCAUCUAGUCGAGGUGAAAUGAUCAUUUUACUGUCGUUCAUGAAUUUCGAGUUUUUGGGUGCUCAGACACUUCAAAACUAGGAGAUCAGUGGUAAUGGAAUCAUAUGAAUGCGAUCAUUCAAAAAUCUUGAAGCUUUAUGAUCCCGGUUCUACGCUUUAGCAUCGUUAUCACUUCUAAGAACUUUUCUGAAUCUGUUAAAGGACCAGAUAAAGUUGUAGCGUAACAAGAAAGUUUUUUUCAAUGUUUAGCUAACGAGUCUGUUUGAGAGAAUAACUGUGAAACAAUGAUAAUUUAAAAGGCCCCUCUACAAAAUAGGGAACCUUUCCAGAGACUAUUUUAAAAUUUUUGAAAACGCGAUAAAUAUCUUUAUUCAAACUUUUUUUUUUCUUUUAUCCUUCGGCCUUUUUUGAUAGGCGGUUGAAGAGUUUAAUUUGCGUUAUGAAAAUGUUCUCAUUUUGAACUAGACUGACUUUUUGAUUUUUGCUUCCGCUCAUAGUCGUCUUUUGUGAUUCGAAAGAUUUUGGGAUGAUCAGAUCAUCGUCUGUUCUGUGCAGAGUUUUCCUCAAGGCAGGGGUUAACUCGCUGUUGAUGAUAUCACUCAAAUGACGUGUUCGAUCUCUCUUGAGGUUUGUGAGAGUGAUCAACAACAAGGAGCAGCCGCCCUCGGUUUCCGGAAACUGGCAAGAGAAGUGCCUGAAAUGACCAACGACGACACAGCUGCCGUAGGGUGGCAGACGAAUCGUUGGAGGAUGAAAGCCGAGAAUCGAUUGAUCGGGCUUGUUGUGUGCUUUCGUGCCUCGCCUCCUCCGAGGCGCUCGUCAAGACGGAGGCCGAGCUUUACACUAGCCCCGCGGCUCACUCCGAUGUGCCCCACACUCGUUCGCUGUCCUCUUAUCGUUUCGAAGUUUCAUCGAUGGCUGUUGUUCUCAUCUCCGUUCGUUUCUGCGCCUUUGUCACUUUUUAUCUUUUUUUUUCUCAAAUCUUGCAGAUUAUACCGUAUAUAUCUGAGUCGUGCUGAUUGAAAAUGAAACGUUGCGUUAUCACGUACUAUCGGAAAUCAAACCGAAUUUUGCAGAGUCGCCAUGUCAUGGGCUGAUAUGGUUAACAACAGCCUCAUCGGCACAGGAAAUGUUAGCAAAGGCGCGAUCUGCGGUUACGAUGGAUCAAUAUGGGGAAAGAGCGAAAACUUCAAGGUAUUAAACAUUCAAAGUCGUUUUUCAUAUUAUGUUCUGGCUAAAUCAUUUCGACAAAUUUCAGAUCACCGAAGAAGAAGCCAUUGCAGCUGGCAAUGCUUUCAAACAAAAAGUGGGUUAUACCGAGAAUCGAAUGAGUUCAGCAGUCCUCUCAGAAAGCUUAUUUGUAUAAAAAUCUGAAAAUUUCCGUGCAGUAACGUAAUCACUAUGAUCGACUCAUUAAGCUACUUUCCUGGAAGUUUUUCUUCGAUUAACUAAGCAAUUCAUAGAAAAAUGAAAUCAUAUGCCAACUCAAAAGUGUCAAAAUCAAGACUACGGUCUUUUUUUCAGAUCUAACUCUCUCCGCAGUUCCACUUUCUCACAAUCUUUUCUUCUGUUUUGACGCUCUAGAGUACACUAGUUCCGAGAAAAAAAGAUCAGUUGGCCCGUCGGCCGAAAAAUUCGAAGAGCUCACGUUUCUGCCAUUUAAUUUAGCAGCUGUUUUGUGAGGAACAAACAAUCUUGACAGAAGUCUUCAAAGUCUAUUCGCAGAGAUCUUUUCAAUAACUUAUCAACGUGUGAAAAUAUAAAUUGACUUUUUGCAGGACGCCGUACUCGGUUCAGGCCUCAAAUUUGAGGGCGAGAAGUACUUUGUUCUGAACGCCGACGACGAAAGAAUCAUUGGCAAAAAAGCUUCUUCAGGAUUUUUCAUUUACAGCACACAUCAAAGUAAUUUUUUCCGAAUUUUUUUUUUACUUUUGUUUGAUUCUAGCGGUUAUCAUCACAAUCUAUGAAGGAGGAUUACAACCCGAAUCCUGCAGCUCGAGUACUGGACGCCUUGCUGACUAUCUGAAAUCCAUCAACUUUUAGGCUGUACGUUGCACAAAAAGGUAUUUUCAUUUUAACCACUGAGUAUUUUCAAACAUCUUUUCUUUAUUCUUUUCAAGUAAAAGCUCUCAAGAUUUUCGUCAUUUGCUAACAUCACCUGAAUCAUUCAGAAAAGUAAACUUUUUGCAGGGUUUUUCGCUUUUUGCCGUUUUGCCGCUGAAAUCCGGUCUUAUGUCUGCAUACAGUCGUCGCAUUGGAAUUUUUUCCCUAAUUAUUUGA